Molecule: messenger RNA, 2335 nt
Organism: Etheostoma spectabile (orangethroat darter)
Lineage: Eukaryota; Metazoa; Chordata; Actinopteri; Perciformes; Percidae
Product: olfactomedin-4-like
Exons: 7
Coding region: 106-1509 (467 amino acids)
Biological process (GO): signal transduction
Source: RefSeq, a predicted model, not a curated record
AUUCACACACAGAGAUAUUUGGGAGUGUUCACAAGUGAGAAGCUGCAGUCAGACAGUCAUCCUCACGGUGUGUUCAGGGACGGUUUGGUUCAGCUCUGCUCUGCCAUGAAGCUGCAUGUAAUCGUUCCACUGUGUGCUCUGUUCACCCUCAGCCAACAGGCACCGUCCCAGUGUACAUGUGAGCUGACUAAUUCAGAGAGGGCAUUCCCUCAUGGCAAACUGGGCUCAGUGGAGACCAACGCACUAAAAUGCAACAGCGACAUCACCCCACAGAAGACUCUGGAGCUGGAGAGUCUGCUGCUGGGUUUGGAGCGGCGUCUCCCCCAGCUGAAGGAGGACGUGUCCACGCUGGAGAAGGAAGACGACGGAGACCUCUACGCGGUCGUCAGCCUGCAGGUGAUAGAGAACGAACUGAGGGAGAUCGAGCAGUUCAUGGACAGGCUCAACAGCACCACCCUGGCACACCAGCACCUAACUGCUGACACUGGUAAACAGUUAGAGGAACUGAAAGCAGAGAUGCAGGAGCUGGAGACGUACGACACCAUGCAGGUUGUGAAGACCCAACGAGCCAACAGGCAUCUGAAGCAAGAACUGGACCAGUGCAACAAUGGACUUCACACCACCCCCCAACCCACCAAGCCUCCACAAGGGAACUGCCCCCACGGUGAACUUCUGAACAUAACAGGGCCAAGGGUGUACACAGCAGGCGAGUACCCUGGCUCCCACAAGUAUGGAGCCUGGGGUCAGGAUCCCAAACCAGACGCGGGGAAGGAGAGCUGGUAUUGGCUGGUUAUGUUGACCGCCAGCAACAGAUUCGCCAACUAUGUCCGUCUCUACUCCAGCCUGAGCGCUCUCAUUGUUGGGGUGAGCACCCCAGGUAACGUCCUGAUCAGCCCCUCUAACCCCACAACCAACACCAUCCAGGGGCCGAAUGUUGUGCUAUAUGGAGGGGAGUUGUACUACAACUGUUACAACCUGGAUUCUGUCUGCCGAUUCAACCUGACCAGCAAAACUGUCACCACACUACAACUACCCAAAGGCACCAGGUUUAACUCAAAAGGUAACUUCUGCCAUCUGGAGGAAUGCUACCCCUUCACCGACCUGGACCUGGCGACAGAUGAGUCGGGCGUCUGGGUGAUCUACACCACCACCCAGGACUUUGGCAACCUGGUGCUAUCCAAGGUGGAAGAGGGUGAACCAAUGAGGCUCGGCCAGACUUGGCACACCUCGGUCUACAAGCAGGGGGUGACCAACACCUUCAUGGCCUGCGGCGUGCUCUAUGCCACACGCUACAUCAACAAGGACCUGGAGGAGAUCUUCUAUUCAUUUGACACCACGACAGGAGAGCAGAGGUUCGACAUUGGCAUCUUCAUCAAAAAGAUGUCUCCCAACAUUUAUGCCCUCAACUACAGCCCUGUGGACCAGAUGCUGCACGCCUACUGUGACUCCUACAUGGUCUCCUAUAAGGUUUUGUUUAACCGAAACGGAUAUGCUGACGUUUUCUAUUAAAGCCUGUAUCUAAAGAAUUGCUGCAGUAAUAGUGAUCAGCACAAAUAAAUAAAGGUGACUCCUUAGUAAAGGCCUGCAAAAAAUUGUUGUUAUAAAUUUGAUGGUGAGAGAUGUGCAAAGGGAAGUGAGAGCUGCUCCUCAUAUAUGGAAAACAAACUGAAAAUGAUCAGAAACCUGAUUCCACAAAUGUCUGACAUAAAGUCUUUAUUUCUAACUUGUUACUUGAUCAGCACAUGGAGAGAAACAGCUUACUUUUUAUAUAUUGAAACUUUACAUUACACAUCGGAAUGACAGCAAAUUAGGUAAGAGUCUUUCUACUGUUGUGGAUGGAAACAAGCUCAUAUAGGGAAGACUCCCACAACACGAAACAACCAAAGGAGAAAAAAAGAAGUUAUUGCUCAAUACAAAUCAUUCAUAAUGGCAGUAUAGGAAGAAGAAAAGUAGAAGUACACAAGAACCAAUAUCAUCAUACCAAGAUGAGGUUACACCCUAUUGUUGCCUAUAAAAAAGAGAAGGAAAGAGGAACAGAAAUAUGUUGAAAUUUUCUUCACAAUACCGUAGUGUUAGAGUGUUCGUUUCUCUAUAAAUAAAAAGUAUCUACAAGUGCAAGGAGGAACAAGGUCUACUUUAACUGAUCGAGUGCCAGCUUACAGGAGCUGUCGAUUUCAUAAAUCACUACUGAACUUCACUAUUUAUAGACCUCGAGGGAGCAGGGAGGAACUGGGUUUUCAUGUACAGGGUUACAUGUUAAAGAUGUGGAGCAGGGAUAGAAGUGCAAACCGUAUGAGAGGCGUAGGUUGACAAUACUGUACAUCACUUCAAAAAA